GCGGCGGUGACGGCGCUUCCCGUGCGGCCGGGGACGCUCCGCCAGUGAGCGCGGAGACGGGUUCCUCUCGGGCGGGGUGGGGGUGCGCCGAUCCCGGCCCUGCUGCCGGGGCCGCGGAGCUUUCCGUCCCACCUCCGUCUGAACAGACCUUUCCUUCCAGCCCCUGACCCCCGCCCCUCCCGGUUUUCCCUCGCCUUGGUCGCAGAGGCCAUGGAGGACGAAGAGAGACAGAAGAAGCUGGAGGCCGGCAAAGCGAAGCUUGCCCAGUUUCGACAAAGAAAGGCUCGCUCUGAUGGACAGAAUUCUGCCAAGAAGCAGAAAAGAAAGAGAAAAACUUCAGGCAGUAAACAUGAUGUAUCUGGAUAUCAUGGCUUGGAUACUGAUCAAUCACAAUGUGAUGAGUUGUACAUAAAUAGUUCUCAGAGAGUAGGAUCAUCCGUGACUCCUGACUCCACAGUAACAAGACCUCUACAUAGAGAAAUUGUCAAGCAUGACCAGGUCUUCUCUGCUGAACCUGAAAGUGAAAUUUCAACCACAGCUGAAGAUUACAGUUCAGAGGUAAAUGGUUGCAGAUUUGUGAUGAGAACAGGAAAGCCUACAAAUGUAUUAAGGGAAGAAGGAUUUGAUGUUGAUGAUUCUUACUCUGGACAAGGAGCGCAGUACAGUCAGACUCAUCUAGAGAUGAUGGAAAGUGAAUUAGCUGGAAAACAGCAUGAGAUUGAAGAGCUACACAGAGAACUGGAAGAACUGAGAGCCACCUGUGGGACUGAAGGCCUGCAGCAGUUACAAGAAUUUGAAGCUGCUAUUAAACAAAGAGAUGGCAUCAUAACCCAGCUUACUGCUAAUUUACAACAAGCAAGAAGAGAAAAGGAUGAGACAAUGAGAGAAUUUUUAGAGUUGACUGAACAGAGUCAAAAAUUACAGAUUCAGUUUCAGCAUUUACAGGCUAGCGAAACUCUGAGAAACAGCACUCAUAGUAACACAGCUGCAGAUUUACUACAAGCCAAACAGCAAAUCCUCACUCAUCAGCAACAGCUGGAAGAACAAGACCAUCUAUUAGAAGAUUAUCAAAAAAAGAAGGAAGACUUCAAAAUGCAAAUCAGUUUCUUGAAAGAGAAAAUUAAAAUAUAUGAAAUGGAACAAGAUAAAAAAGUGGAAAACUCAAAUAAAAAAGAAAUACAGGAAAAAGAGGCAAUCAUUGAAGAAUUAAAUACAAAAAUAACAGAAGAAGAAAAAAAAACUCUUGAGCUAAAGGAUAAAGUAACAGCUACUGAUAAAUUACUAGGAGAAUUACAAGAGCAAGUUGUACAAAAGAACCAAGAGAUAAAAAACAUGAAAUUAGAGCUGACCAAUUGUAAGCAAAAAGAAAGACAGUGUUCUGAGGAAGUAAAACAGUUAAUGGGGACAGUGGAAGAACUUCAGAAGAGAAAUCAUAAAGAUAGUCAAUUUGAAACUGACAUAGUACAAAGGAUGGAACAGGAAACACAAAGAAAGUUAGAACAACUCCGGGCAGAGCUGGAUGAGAUGUAUGGGCAGCAGAUAGUGCAAAUGAAACAAGAAUUAAUAAAACAACAUAUGUCACAAAUAGAGGAGCUGAAAACACAACAUAAGGGAGAAAUGGAGAAUGCUUUGCGGUCUUAUCCACAUAUUACAGUUAAUGAAGAUCAGAUAAAGUUAAUGAAUGUGGCAAUAAAUGAACUGAAUGUAAAAUUGCAAGAUACUAACUCUCAAAAGGAAAAACUUAAAGAAGAACUCAGAGUAGUUUUGAGAGAAAAGUCCGAUUUACAGAGACAGCUGGAAGACCUUUUUGAAGAACUGAGUUUUUCAAGGGACCAAAUUCAGAGAGGUAGACAGACAAUAGCUGAACAAGAAAGUAAACUGAAUGAAGCACGUAAGGCCCUUAGUACAGUGGAAGAUUUGAAAGCCGAAAUCGUUUCUGCCUCUGAAGCCAGGAAGGAACUAGAAUUAAAACAUGAAGCAGAGGUCACAAAUUACAAGAUAAAACUUGAAAUGUUAGAAAAAGAAAAGAAUGCUGUAUUAGACAGAAUGGCUGAAUCACAAGAAGCUGAAUUAGAGCGUCUGAGAACACAGCUUCUAUUUAGUCAUGAAGAAGAACUUUCCAAAUUGAAGGAAGAUUUAGAAAUUGAACAUCAAGUAAAUAUUGAAAAACUUAAGGAUAACUUAGGCAUUCACUAUAAACAGCAGAUAGAUGGCUUACAGAAUGAAAUGAGUCAAAAGAUAGAAACCAUGCAGUUUGAAAAAGAUAAUUUGAUAACUAAGCAAAAUCAAUUAAUUUUGGAAAUAUCAAAGCUAAAAGAUUUACAGCAGUCCCUUGUGAAUUCAAAGUCAGAAGAAAUGACUCUUCAAAUCAAUGAACUUCAAAAAGAAAUUGAAAUACUCAGACAAGAAGAAAAGGAAAAGGGUACACUUGAACAAGAAGUUCAAGAAUUACAACUUAAAACAGAAUUAUUGGAGAAACAAAUGAAGGAGAAAGAGAAUGACCUUCAAGAAAAGUUUGCACAACUUGAAAUGGAAAAUAGCAUUCUUAAAGAUGAAAAGAAAGCCCUUGAAGAGAUGUUGAAAAUAUAUACUCCUGUUAACCAAGAAGAAAGAUUGAUUUUCAUAGACUCCAGUAAGUCUAUGCCCAAAGACUGUAACUGGCAAAAAGAAAUAAAAAUACUUACAGAGGAAAACGAGGACCUCAAACAACAGUGUAUUCAGCUAAAUGAAGAGAUUGAAAAGCAAAGGAACACUUUUUCAUUUGCUGAAAAGAACUUUGAAGUUAACUAUCAGGAGUUACAGGAGGAAUAUACUUGCCUUCUCAAAGUAAAAGAUGACUUAGAAGACAGUAAAAAUAAACAAGAGUUAGAGUAUAAAAGUCAGCUUAAAGCACUUAAUGAAGAGCUUCAUUUGCAAAAAACAGAUCCAACUGCAGUGAAAAUGAGGCGUUUUGUGUUUGAUGACAAGGCUUUUACAGCAGAACCAGGGGAAACCGGUGAGGUUGUAGAGAAAGACACAACAGAACUCAUGGAAAAACUUGAGGUAACCAAGCGAGAGAAAUUAGAGCUCUCAAAGAGACUGUCUGAUCUUUCUGAACAAUUGGAACAAAAACACGGUGAGAUUAGUCUUCUAAGUGAAGAAGUUAAAUCUUUAAAGCAAGAGAAAGAACAAGUUCUAUUAAGAUGUAGAGAGCUAGAAAUCAUAAUCAACCAUAAUAACAGGGCAGAAAAUGUAAAUGUACAUGAUGUUCAGCCGAGCUCUUUAAUAAAUGGAGUAGUGACUGUCACAAGCAGUGAUUCUGGAGGAUCCGUUUCUAAAAUACAUAAAGGGUUUGGUGAAGAAUCAGAAAUAACGUCUACAGAUAAACUGCCUUUUGAAAAUAUGACUGUGAGAAAAGAAAAGCAAGAACAGUUGUUUUUGGAUGAUUUGCCAUCAGUAACAGAUGACUCAUCACCGUGGGCGAGUGAACCCAGUGAAAAUGAUCAACUUCAGAGGGAACUCAGUGUACUUAAAUCAGAACAGAAUGAUUUAAGGCUACAAAUGGAAGCUCAACGCAUAUGCCUCUCUCUGGUUUAUUCAACUCAUGUGGAUCAGGUUCGUGAAUAUAUGGAAAAUGAAAAAGAUAAAGCUCUAAGCAGUCUGAAAGAGGAGCUUAUUUCUGCUCAAGACGAAAAGAUCAAGGAACUUCAGAAAAUACACCAGUUAGAGCUACAGAAUAUAAAAACACAAGAAACAGGUGGUAAAGCAAAGCCUUUACAGACGCUCAUUGGAAAACUUCAAAAUGCAGUGUCUGAAGAAUAUUCUAGUUUUUCACAGACUUUAUGCAGUGUUCUUGGUGAAUCUUACACUCCUGCUUUAAAAGAUAAAGUAAACAUAGAAGAGAGAGAGAAUUUUGAUGUUUAUACUUCUGAAAAUCAAGAACUAGAAUUGCAAGAUUAUAGAUGUGAAUUUCAAGACCUUCAAGAAAACAUGCAAACUCUUCUCAGCAAAGUAACAGAAGAAUACAACAAACUCUUGGUGCUUCAGAAACGAUUAAGUAAGAUUCAGAGAUGGCAAACAGACGGUAUAAAACUUGAAUUUGCAGAAGAAAACCUGCCAAGAGAGGAAAUGGAGUUUUUAUCAACCCAUUCUCAGAUAACCAGCUUACAAGACAUUGAUGUCAAUCAUAAAAGCAAGGUGUCUUCUCUGCAAGAUAUUGAAAAAAUUAAGCAACUUGAAGAACAAGUGCAAACAUUAGAAAACCUCAUAUCCUCUUUGCAGCGACAGUUGAAAGAAACUGAAGAAAACUAUGGAACAGAGAUUCAUCAUUUGCAGGAGAGACUUCAAGCUAUUAAUGAGCCCACAGUUCAGCCAAGCUUCUCCAUUGAUUCAGUGGUAAUUACAGAAUCUGAUACACAGAGGAAAAUGUAUCCUGGAAGUUGUCUAAAAGAGAAUAUUGAUGGUACAAUAGAGUUUUCUGAUGAAUUUGGAGUGAAACAGGAAACAAAUACAGUUAAAUUGCUGGAAAAACAGUACCAAGAACGAUUAGAAGAAGAAGUAGCUAAGGUCAUUGUAUCAAUGAGUAUAGCAUUUGCUCAACAAACUGAACUGUCUAGAAUAUCUGGGGGUAAAGAAAACACUACAUCAUCAAAACAAGUACAUCGUCUCUGCAAGCAGGAAGAACCACUUUAUUUUAAUGUGAUGAAAUUAUCGCAGGGUCAAGUUGGUUUUCAGACUUUUGAGGCAAUGGAUGUGAAAUUUAAAGAAGAAUUUAAGCCACUUAGUAAGGAGUUAGGAGAAGAUGGAAAGAAAGUUCUGUUAUCAAAUAAUGAUGAUCCUGAUGAUAUGCUGGAAUCAAAGGACCAUGAACUGACUAUUUCAGAAGAAAUACUCUACAAAGAUAAAACAUUUAUAGUCAGAGAAUCUAUCCGUGAUGAAAUUACGAUGCCAAGCAUGGAUCCUUCUAGACGGCUAACAGUAAAUGAAGAGCAGCUGGAAGAUAUGAGACAGGAGCUUGUACGACAAUAUGAAGAACAUCAACAGGCAACAGAACUAUUAAGGCAGGCACACAUGCGGCAGAUGGAGCGACAGCGAGAGGACCAGGAGCAGUUACAGGAAGAGAUUAAGAGACUUAAUAGACAAUUAGCCCAGAGAUCUUCCAUAGAUAAUGAAAACCUGGUUUCAGAGAGAGAGAGGGUGCUUUUAGAGGAGCUGGAAGCACUAAAGCAGCUGUCUUUAGCUGGAAGAGAGAAGCUGUGUUGUGAGCUGCGCAACAGCAGUACGCAAACACAGAAUGAAAGUGAAAACCAAGAGGAAGUCGAGGAACAGACAUUUAAAGAAAAGGAAUUGGACAGAAAACCUGAAGAUCUGCCUCCUGAUAUUCUGUCCAAUGAAAGGUAUGCACUCCAGAAAGCUAAUAACAGACUUCUGAAGAUCCUUUUAGAGGUUGUAAAGACAACAGCAGCUGUGGAAGAAACAAUUGGUCGCCAUGUUCUUGGGAUUCUAGACAGAUCUGGUAAAGGCCAGUCGUCUGCCACCCUAAUGUGGAGAUCAGAAGCAGAGGCUUCUAUAAAGUCAAGUGUCCAUGAGGAACACACAGGAGAUGAAUCCAUAUCCUCUUAUUCUGGAAGUGAUAUGCCAAGAAAUGAUACUAGCAUGUGGUCAAAAGUAACUGAAGAAGGAACAGAGUUGUCCCAACGGCUUGUGAGGAGUGGUUUUGCUGGAACUGAAAUAGACCCUGAAAGUGAAGAAUUUAUGCUGAACAUUAGCUCUCGACUACAAGCAGCAGUGGAGAAACUCCUAGAAGCCAUAAGUGAAACUAGUAGUCAGGUAACCUCUCUAUAUUGUAUAUUAGUAUUUAAUUUCUGUGAUUCGUAUUUUCACACCACAAAAACACCUGUAAAUACUUUUGACCUGGAUCUUGACCACUGUGUCAUUGAUGGCUAUGCAGAUGAAAAAACUCUUUUUGAAAGGCAAAUUCAGGAAAAAACUGACAUAAUAGAUCGUCUGGAGCAGGAGUUGUUGUGUGCUGGUAAUAGAUUAGAAGAACUGGAAGCAGAGCGGCAGCAGAUCCAAGAAGAAAGAGAAUUAUUGUCCAGACAAAAGGAGGCUAUGAAGGCAGAGGCAGGCCCAGUUGAACAACAAUUACUACAGGAGACAGAAAAACUAAUGAAGGAAAAACUAGAAGUACAGUGUCAAGCUGAAAAAGUGCGUGAUGACCUUCAAAAGCAAGUGAAAGCUCUAGAAAUAGAUGUUGAGGAACAAGUCAGUAGGUUUAUAGAGCUGGAACAAGAAAAAAAUGCGGAACUGAUGGACUUACGACAGCAAAAUCAAGCACUGGAAAAGCAGUUAGAAAAAAUGAGAAAAUUUUUAGAUGAGCAAGCCAUUGACCGAGAACACGAGAGAGAUGUAUUCCAACAGGAAAUUCAGAAAUUAGAACAGCAACUGAAGGUUGUACCUCGAUUCCAGCCUAUCAACGAACAUCAAACUAGAGAGGUGGAACAGUUAACAAAUCAUCUGAAAGAAAAAACAGACAAGUGCAGUGAGCUUUUGCUCUCUAAAGAGCAGCUUCAAAGGGACAUACAAGAGCGAAAUGAAGAAAUUGAGAAACUGGAGUUCAGAGUAAGGGAACUGGAGCAAGCCUUACUCGUUAGUGCAGACACUUUUCAAAAGGCAGAGGACCAAAAACAGUUUGGAGCUGCUAAAGCAGAAUUGUCACUGGAAGUACAAUUGCAGGCCGAACGAGAUGCCAUAGACAGAAAGGAAAAAGAGAUCACAAACUUAGAAGAGCAAUUAGAACAAUUUAGAGAAGAACUGGAAAACAAGAAUGAAGAAGUUCAGCAACUACACAUGCAAUUAGAAAUACAGAAAAAGGAGUCUACUACCCGCCUACAAGAACUAGAACAAGAAAAUAAAUUAUUCAAGGAUGAAAUGGAGAAACUGGGAUUUGUUAUAAAAGAAUCCGAUCCUAUUUCUACUCAGGACCAACAUGUGCUAUUUGGGAAAUUUGCUCAAAUAAUACAGGAAAAAGAGGUAGAAAUUGACCAAUUAAAUGAGCAAACUGCAAACCUUCGGCAGCAACUUAAAAGUGCAACAGAUAACAAGGUUAUUGAAGAGAAAAAUGACCUAAUAAGGCAUCUUGAAACCCAGAUAGAAUGUUUGUUGAGUGAUCAAGAAUGUUUAAAGAAAAAUAGAGAAGAGGAAAUAGAGCAGCUCAAUGAAGUGAUAGAAAAACUUCAACAGGAAUUGGCAAAUAUUGGACAGAAAACAUCAAUGGAUGCUAAUUCUCUUCCAGAAGAAGGAGAGAGUUUAAAACAUCAAUUGGAUAUAGUUACAGCUGAAAAGCUAGCUUUGGAAAAGCACGUAGAAGCUACUAAUGAAGAAAUGACCUUCAUGAGAAAUGUACUUAAAGAAACCAAUUUUAAAAUGAAUCAGCUAACACAAGAAUUAUGCAACUUAAAGAGAGAACAUGAAAAUAUGGAGAAAGUCCAAAGUGCACCAGAGAAGAGUGUUGACAUGACUAUAGAUGAUCUGAGAAAAAGCAAGCCUGCACUGCAAGUUCUUACAGAGGAUGAUCCUACACUCCUAGAAAAUCAGACUUACUUCAGAUCUUUUGAAGAAAACAGCAAAGUUUCCAUAAGUAAUUUGGGGAAAAAGUUGCUACAACUUGAGAGCACUGUUAGUGCAAAGGACUUAGAACUUAUCCAGUGUCACCAGCAAAUAAAAGACAUGCAAGAGCAAGGUCAGUCUGAAACAGAGAUGCUUCAAAAGAAGAUUUUAAAUCUGCAGAAAAUUCUUGAGGAAAAAGUAGCUGCUGCCCUUGUGAGUCAAGCCCAACUUGGGGCUGUUCAGGAAUAUGCAAAGUUCUGUCAGGAUAGACAAGCAGUGUCAUCCAAACCUGAAAGGGCAAAUGACCAGAAUUUAAAUCAACUAACAGAAGUCGAGAUUGGGUCAGAUGUAUCAGCGUUAACCUUGAGAAUAUCAGAAUUAGAAAGCCAAGUGGUUGAAAUGAGCUCUAGUUUGAUUUUAGAAAAAGAACACAUAGAGAUGGCACAGAAAAAUGCUUUGGAAAAAGAAAAGAAGCUGCUAGAACUACAGAAGCUGUUGGAGGAGAGUGAGAAAAAACAGGAAGAGAAAGAAAGAAAAAGAAGCCCUCAAGGAGAUUUUGAAGUUCUCAAGACAACUACUGAGCUAAUUAAUACCAGUGAAAAAAGUGGAUUUGCGGGAGAACUUGAGGUUCUUAAAGCCGAAUCAGUGGCUACCAAAGAAGAACUUGCCAGUUACAAAGAAAAGGCAGAAAAACUUCAAGAAGAGCUUUCGGUAAAAGAAACAAAUCUGGCAUCUCUUGAGAAAGAUUUAAGCCAAGUUAGGGAUCAACUUGCAGAGGCAGAAGAGAAGUUAUCCCACUUCUUAGAUAAAGAAGAUGAGACUAAAGUACAAGAAAACAGAAAGGUCUACGUAUUAGAGCCAAUUCAUAUUAAAGUAGGUAAAAGCUCUGCAUCCCAGACUGAGGGGAGCCCCAUCAAGGUCAAUAGCAGCAAUCAGACUCCACAAGUUCCUGCAAGAAAUGUAGGAAUCCAGAUUGAUUUGCGGAGUGAAUCUGAAGAAGUCACUGAAAUCAUCAGUCAGUUUACUGAAAAAAUUGAGCAAAUGCGAGAACUACAUGCUGCUGAAAUUUUGGAUAUGGAAUCCAGACAUAUUUCAGAAACAGAAACCUUAAAGAGAGAACAUUAUGUUGCUGUUCAGUUACUGACAGAGGAAUGUGCCACAUUGAAAGCAGUGAUACAGUGUGUGAAAACUAAAGAGGGAUCCUCAGUUCCUGAAUUAACACAUUCUGACACUUACCAAACUAGGGAAAUAUCUUCCAGUGAUUCUGGAUCAGACUGGGGCCAGGGAAUUUAUCUUACACACAGUCAGGGGUUUGACACAGCAUCAGAAGGCCGAGGAGACGAAGGUGAAAGUUCAACAGAUUCCUUUCCAAAGAAAAUAAAGGGAUUACUGAGAGCUGUCCAUAAUGAGGGCAUGCAGGUGCUUUCUCUCACAGAGUCUCCCUAUAGUGACGGAGAAGACCAUUCUGUUCACCAGGUUUCAGAAUCUUGGCUAGAGGAGAGAAGAGCUUACCUCAGUACAAUCUCAUCUCUUAAGGAUUUAAUUACCAAAAUGCAAGCGCAAAGGGAAGCUGAGGUUUAUGAUAGUUCUCAAUCUCAGGAGAGCUUCUCAGACUGGCGAGGUGAACUUCUGCUUGCCCUUCAACAAGUUUUCUUAAAGGAGCGCAGUGUUUUAUUAGCCGUGUUUCAGACUGAGCUGACAGCUCUGGGUACUAGAGAUGCAGUUGGAUUAUUAAGCUGUUUGGAACAGAGACUACGAGAACAGGGUAUUGAAUAUCAAGCAGCUAUGGAAUGUCUCCAGAAAGCAGAUAGAAGGAGUUUGUUAUCUGAAAUUCAAUCACUGCACGCCCAAAUGAAUGCUAGAAAAAUGACUCUGACAAGAGAACAAGAGAAUGAUAAACCAAGCCAUGAGCCUCUGGAGUGCAGCGCCCUGCAGAAGCAGACUCACAUGCUGGAGAUGCAGCGGGAGCUGAGCAGCGCUAAGGACAGAGCGGCAGAGCUGCAGGAGCAGCUGGGCGCCGAGAAGAUGGUGGCUGCCGAGCUGAAGAGCGAACUUGCACAGACUAAACUGGAGCUGGAGACAACACUCAAGGCACAGCAUAAGCACCUAAAGGAAUUAGAGGCAUUCAGGUUGGAAGUUAAAGAUAAGACAGAUGAAGUACAUUUGCUUAAUGAUGCAUUAGCAAGUGAACAGAAGAAAUCAAGAGAGCUCCAGUGGGCUCUGGAGAAAGAGAAAGCCAAAGCGGGGCGCAGUGAAGAACAGGACAAAGAAGAACUAGAGGAUCUGAAAUUUUCACUUGAGGGUCAGAAACAAAGGAAUAUUCAGCUAAAUCUACUCUUGGAACAACAGAAACAGCUACUAAAUGAAGCACAGCAAAAAAUAGAAUCACAAAGAGUACUCUAUGAUGCCCAGUUAUCAGAGGAACAGAGUCGAAACUUAGAGCUUCAGGUUCUUCUUGAAUCCGAGAAAGUUCGGAUUCGGGAAAUGAGCAGUACUCUGGACAGGGAACGGGAGUUACAUGCACAGCUGCCAAGCUGUGAUGACAGUGGGCAGCUGCGGCCGUCCUUACCCUCCGAGGACCUGCUUAGGGAGUUACAGAAACAACUCGAGGAAAAACACAGUCGCAUAGUAGAAUUGUUAGAUGAGACUGAGAAAUAUAAACUGGAUUCUUUGCAAACAAGACAGCAAAUGGAAAAAGAUAGGCAGGUUCAUAGGAAGACAUUGCAGACAGAGCAAGAGGCCAACACAGAAGGACAGAAAAAAAUGCACGAGCUCCAGUCCAAAGUGGAAGAUCUUCAGCGCCAGCUGGAAGAGAAAAGGCAACAAGUUUAUAAGUUAGACCUUGAAGGAAAGCGACUGCAAGGUAUUAUGCAGGAAUUCCAGAAGCAAGAGCUGGAACGAGAAGAAAAACAAGAAAGUAGAAGAAUUCUGUAUCAGAAUCUUAAUGAGCCAACCACAUGGAGCUUAACCAAUGAUCGAACUAGAAAUUGGGUGCUUCAGCAGAAAAUAGAAGGAGAAACAAAAGAAUCAAACUAUCCUAAACUGAUUGAAAUAAAUGGAGGAGGAACUGGCUAUAAUCAUGAAUUAGAAAGGAUCAGACAAAAGCUUCAACAUGUAGCUUCAAAACUACAGCAUCUAGUCCAGAAAGCCUCUAAUAGACUACAGUUUGAAACAGCAGAUGAUGAAGAUUUCAUUUGGGUUCAGGAAAAUAUUGAUGGAAUCAUUUUACAACUACAGAAAUUAACUGGCCAGCCAGGCGAAGAGCCCCGCUUGGUGUUCUCAAGUACUUCCUGUGGCUCAUUGACUGAAAGACUGCUGAGACAAAAUGCCGAGCUGACAGGACAUAUCAGCCAACUCACUGAAGAAAAGAAUGAUUUAAGAAACACGGUUAUGAAGCUAGAAGAGCAGAUCAGGUGGUAUCGACCAACAGGAGCUGGUAGAGAUUAUUCCUCUAGGUUUUCACUCAGUGGUGGUGCCAACAUCGAAGCCAUCAUUGCUUCUGAGAAAGAGAUAUGGAACAGAGAAAAGUCAGCUCUUCAGAAAUCCUUGAAAAGGGCAGAGGCUGAAGUGUGCAAGCUGAAAGCUGAACUAAGAAAUGAGGCUUUACUUCAGAAUCUGACCUCUGAUUCUGAACACAUUGCUUUAAAGAGAAUUUAUGGUAAAUAUCUAAGAGCAGAAAGUUUUCGAAAAGCUCUCAUUUAUCAGAAGAAAUACCUGCUGCUGUUACUGGGUGGGUUCCAAGAAUGUGAAGAUGCCACCCUGGCGCUGCUUGCCCGGAUGGGGGGUCAGCCAGUCUUCACAGAUCUAGAGGUGAUCACCAACCGGCCAAAGGGCUUCACCAGGUUUCGAUCAGCCGUCAGAGUGUCCAUUGCAAUUUCAAGAAUGAAAUUUUUGGUUCGACGAUGGCAUCGAGUCACAGGUUCUGGUUGCAUUAAUAUUAACAAGGAUGGCUUUGGACUGAAUCAAGGUGCUGAAAAAACUGACCCAUUUUAUCAUUCUUCUGGUGGGCUUGAGCUAUAUGGAGAGCCGAGACAAACUGCGUAUCGCUCAAGAUCAGAUCUGGACUAUCCUAGGUCUCCUUUACCAUUUCAAAAUAGGUACCCAGGCACUCCAGCUGAUUUAAAUCCUAGUUAUUUAGCAUGUUCUCAACUCCAGAAUUAUGAUCCUGACAGAGCCCUGACAGAUUAUAUCACUCGGCUAGAGGCACUGCAAAGACGACUUGGAACCGUACAAUCAGGUUCAACUACUCAAUUUCAUGCUGGCAUGAGAAGAUAAUCCUUUGAAACAUCAUUAAUUGAUGAUUUUAAACAAAUUUCCUUUUGUAAAUCAAUGGUUCUUUUGUGCUUUUGUAUUGUGAAUAUUCAAUGGGACCAGUACAAACACAGCUUAUGAUUGUAUACAAAUCCCUCACCAGAACAUGAAAACAAACUGGAAUUUGUAUAUAUAAACAUUGUGCGUAUUCAUGCACAGUAAUCAUUAAACUACAUGUAUAUUUGUGGAAUGCUAAUUUAAAACAUUAAAUUAUAAACCUUGUGUAUUUAUCAAAUGGAUGAAAAGAUUAAACUUUACACAUUAUAAUACUGCUGAAUGUGUAGCUGAGGUGUCCUGCACUUCUUACAAGGCUACUGAAGUUCCCUGUUUCUGCCUAAUAUAUUUGCUACUGGUGAUGAAGACAGAUAAUAUCACUUGUAGAGACCUAUUUUUGUAUAAUGGUAGAAGUUUUGAAUUUUAUGGGGUAUUUUGUCAAGUACUGAAAUAAAAAUGACUUCACCAUUUUCACCACA
Otolemur garnettii (small-eared galago) is the source of this 12371-nucleotide messenger RNA. RefSeq names its product A-kinase anchoring protein 9 (gene AKAP9). Gene Ontology annotation, cellular component: Golgi stack; cis-Golgi network; synaptic membrane. The transcript is spliced from 50 exons. The record is from RefSeq and is a predicted model, not a curated record. NCBI's taxonomy places the organism in Eukaryota, Metazoa, Chordata, Mammalia, Primates, Galagidae. Gene Ontology annotation, molecular function: potassium channel regulator activity; molecular adaptor activity; DNA binding. Bases 211 to 11862 code for a protein of 3883 amino acids. Gene Ontology annotation, biological process: regulation of Golgi organization; maintenance of centrosome location; positive regulation of peptidyl-serine phosphorylation.